Molecule: messenger RNA, 1108 nt
Organism: Zea mays
Lineage: Eukaryota; Viridiplantae; Streptophyta; Magnoliopsida; Poales; Poaceae
Product: NDR1/HIN1-like protein 10
Exons: 1
Coding region: 159-911 (250 amino acids)
Biological process (GO): defense response to other organism
Cellular component (GO): plasma membrane
Source: RefSeq, a predicted model, not a curated record
CUCUGAAGAACGAGACGCAUACGCGGUUCCAUUCCAAGUCUCUCGUUUCUCCGCGUUCCUCGUCUCGCUCGCGCUGCGUAAGUAUAUAUAUAUAAAUACUACUGCAUAGACCCCGUAUCUGUCACGAACUUGUCUGCAUUUCUGCAACAGCGAGCGAAAUGGCGGCGUACGAGAAGCAGCGGCCGGAGGCUCCGAUGAACGCCGCGUACUACGGCCAGCCGAUCCGUCCGCUGCAGCCGCCGUACUAUCCACCGCCGCCGCCGCCACCGCCACCACCACAAGGUCCACCACCGCCACGACCCGUCCCACGCCUUGGCGGCGGCCCGCGCUGCCUGCUCGGCUUUCUCGUGACCCUUAUCGUCGCGAUCGGCGUGGCUACCCUGGUCCUACGGCUCAUCUCGCGCCCGUACAGCCUCAAGGCGUACGCCGACUCCGCGGCGCUCUCCCGUUUCGAUCUCGGCAGCGGCAGCAGCGGCGGAGGGGACGACCUCCUCCAGUACAACCUCACCGUGGACAUCCGCCUGCGGAACCCCAGCCGCUUCGGGGUCCGCUGCGACUACGCCGAGGCGCAGGCGUUCUACGGCGGCGACCGCUUCGGGUUCGACCCGCUGCGGCCGUUCUACCUGGACGGCAGGAGCGACGCCAGGGUCACGGCCACGUUCGGCGGCUCGGCGGUGGUAGACGGCGACGGCGCGCGGCGCACGUACCAGAGGGAGAGCGGGGAGGGGUUCUACUACGUCAAAGUGAAGGUGUACGCGGACCUCAGGUUCAGGGUUAGGACGAUCGUCCGCCGGCGUGUUUUCAAGAGCAAGAUCACCUGCGUGCUGCGCUUGCCUGUGCCCGCUGCCGGUGGCGGCGUCAACUCCACGGCGAUGACAACGCUAGGGACGAGGUGCGACGUAGACUUCUGAUCCUUGCCGAUUGUACAAGGGUGGCCAUGCAUCCUUUGACCGGCAUGGGAUAAGCGCCGACAGUAUAUAUAUAGCGUUUCUUUGAAGGGAUCCCUUCUUUGAAGGGUAUUCUGCCAAUUGUCGUUUGAUUAGCACGUCCAUUACUUAGUUCUUUUCUAUGCAUGCAGAUAAAUGAACAAACCUGAAAUUUGCUCUGA